Durusdinium trenchii is the source of this 616-nucleotide messenger RNA. The record is from the annotation of a GenBank genome assembly. Lineage: Eukaryota; Dinophyceae; Suessiales; Symbiodiniaceae.
GCAGGGAGAUCCGCUCUUAGACCGAGAGUUUGGCGGCGCUGAGUUUGACUUGCUCAGCGAUGUGGGCUUCCUCAACGCGCUCUACCACGCCUCCCCCUUGGAGGAGGGAGGGGGCAUGAUGCUGGCGCCUGUCUGUGGCACCUUUGAGUCGCGGAAGCACUUUGAGAAGCGCUGCAAAACCACUUGGCAAAGAUACUGGUGGUGUUCGCGAUGGGACGAUCUUGGCGUGUCGAGCAUUGAUUUUAGCACUCAUUGCGACAUGCCGCGGUGCUUGGUGGGUAGCGAUGCCAUCGAGAAGCUCAGCCAAUUCCAUUCAAGGCGCAACCUCCGCCAACGGGGCAUGGUGCGACGCUAUGUGGAUGGGAGUGGCAAAUGGAGAGUGCAGGGAGGGUCCCAAUUGAAAGCAAGUCAAGCUUAUCCGGCAGGGUUUGGGCGCGCCCUAGCUUCGCGCAGAACACUGGCCCUCAAAAAGCAGCGGAGAUUUGCCCGUAGCUUUCUGAAGAGGGCUCACGAAUCGCGUGGAUCCUUGAUGGAUGAGAGGCCCCGAGCCAAUGCAAAAUGGGUGAAGGGGGCUGAUCUCAAGCCCAUCAUUACAUACUUAUCCCAGCGCCAGUGA